AUGACAGCAUUUAAAGAAUGUUUUAUGGAAUAUUCUUUAGAAGAUAAAAUUGAAGCUUUGAAAAAUAUGCUUGAUUAUAAUGAAAAACAUAUACAAAAAUUACCAUCACAUAUAACUAAUAUGUGCAAUAUUAAACAAAUAAUUGGUGUAAAAGAAUGUAUACAACCAGUUCAAGAGACAUCAUUUCAGACAAUUAUUUCUGAAUUAAGAAAUACUGUAAUGAAUAGUUAUUGGAACAAAGAAGUUGGUAAAACACGUUAUCAAAUUCCAUAUCUUCCAGUGGGUAUGAAUCCAUUAGAAGUGACUUUUGGAAAAAAAUUUAAAUCUGAAAGUGUAGCUGAACUUCUUAAAGAAAAAAUGGAAAGUGAUAUUCCAGAGCAAGAUAUUAUUGAAAUGUAUAAGAAAAGUCAUAAUAGAUAUUUGCCUGCAGAACAAAUUAAAAGACAUUAUAAAAAACCAUUUGAUCAAAAUUUAUGCUUUGGGAAAUCAUAUAAUGCUAAUAUCAGAGGUAUGCGAUUAAAAAAACUUCUAACAUGGAUUGAUGCAGAUCCUAAUACAAUUGCAAAUUCUAAUUUUGCAAAACCUUCAUAUUCUUAUAUUGAUGAAAAAUUUAAAGAAUUUAUACAUGAAAUGAGACAUGGUAAAGUUAGUGAAAAAAAAGAUGAAAAAUUGAAUAUUUUAAGCGAUUGUCCCAUAAACAAUGAAGUUAUAACACAACAAAAUUACUUGCAAUAUAUAAAUAGUUUACGUCAGAAAUUCAAAAAACAAGUUCCAGAAAUUCCAUAUUUAGAUAUUUAUGAAGAUUUAAUAUGUCUUGAUAAAGAUUAUACAGGUAUUUUACCAGAAGAUAAAGUUUUUUCUAUCUUAGCCAAAUAUAAAAUAUAUAUAAAUAAAACAUUUUUAAUACCUUUAUUGGAUCUUCUUCAAAUAUAUAAGGAAAAAAAUAUAAAAUAUGAAGAGUUGUUAAAUCUUUUAAAUUGGAAAUAUGAUUUUCCCACAUUACCAAAAAUAGAAAAGAUUCCUUUGGAAUGCCAAUAUUAUAGCACUGAAUACAAUACAACAAUAGGAAAGAUAGACAGAAUAGAUACUACAAAGAUUCCAACAGCAGGAGUUUAUAAAGAUUUGGAUAAACCUACUGCUUACAGUCUUAUACAUCCAAAUAUUUUUACAAAACAUGGUCUUAGUUAUACAGAUCUCUCUAAACUUCGAAGUAAAGAAGAAAUAAGAAGUAUUUUUGAAGCUAUUGGAAUUCAAUUCCCUAAUAAUAGUUUUGAUUUGUUAUGGGAAAAAGGAAUAAAAAAAAGUUGCACAGAUAAUGUAUCUGUAGAAAUUUUUGCAAAUUUGCUUGAUCAAUAUGAUGAUAUAAUUAAUAACAAAAUUAAUUAA
Molecule: messenger RNA, 1386 nt
Organism: Apis mellifera (honey bee)
Lineage: Eukaryota; Metazoa; Arthropoda; Insecta; Hymenoptera; Apidae
Product: EF-hand domain-containing family member B-like
Exons: 10
Coding region: 1-1386 (461 amino acids)
Source: RefSeq, a predicted model, not a curated record